UGUGUACAGUCCAAGUCCUACCGGAAGGUGAAGGGUCAAGUUAAGUUUAGAGUUCACUAUAGUUAAGAAUAUAUAGAUAUUUCACUAAGUAUCAUUUUCAUAUUUACGAGUUUUUAUGGUACUCAUAUAUGGGUUGUUUUCUUUACUUCGCAUAUACAAAUAGAUAAGCAAACAGACAAACAAAUACAUACAUAAACAAAUACAUAAACAAACACAUAAAAUAGUAAACAGAACUCAUGGAAAGAAUAUUCUACAAUUCAGACGUAGUAGAUAUAGGUACCAAACUACCAGUAUAUAUAUUUGAUACAUCAUAUUUACCAUCUACUGAUGUCAUAGAUUAUGAUGAAUUUAUUCCAACCCUAAUGUCAUUUGUACCUCAACAUCCAUACGUAUUAAUUAUGUUCAAUUGUGGAUUGAAUAAGAUUAGUUGGAUUUGGGGUAUAAAAUUUUUAAAAUCAUUCUUAGCUGAUAAUCAAGUUAAUUUACAAAAUUUACGGAAAAUAAUUACCGUUCAUGAUAGUUGGUUUAUAAAAUCAAUAACUCAAAUAUUAUCUACUACUAAAGUAAAUUUACUGAACUUUAGUAAAUUUAUUGAUUAUUUUACUCUUGAAUCAGAUUCAAUUGAUAUUGAAAAUUUAGGUCAAAAUAGUUUUAUGAUUCACAGUAAAACUUUAUCUCAAUUAAGUCAUUAUAUCGAUAUAACUCAAUUAAAAAUUUCAUUAAAUAUUUAUAAACAUGAUCUUCAAGUUGAAUCUGAAAUUCAAUUAUCUAAACGAUAUAUACCAUUAUUAAAUCCCUUAACAAAUUUUAAUUAUUCCAAGAAUCCUAUAUUUUAUCAACAUUUUUAUCAAAUAUUUAAUAUAAUAAAUUUAUAUUCAACUAAAACUGAAUUAAUAUUUCAUAAACCUGGUAAUAAAUUAAAUACUGAUGUAUUAUUUAAUUGUAUUAAUAGAAAUCAAUUAAUUUGGAUUAAUGAUUGGGAUUUAUAUGGUAUUGCAACUACUUUUAAAAAAAUACUAAUGGAAUUACCUCAUCCAAUAAUACCAACUAAUCUUAUACCAUUACCUAUGAAAGAUGAUUAUAAUUAUACAAGUCAAACAUUUAAUAAUCUUUUAAAAUAUCAUUCAUCAAAUCAAUUAACUGAAAAUUAUUCAUUAGUAUUAAUUCAAUUAUGUGAAUUAUGUCUUCAUUUAAUUUCUAAUAAUGAAACAACUCAUCAUACUUCAUUAACUUUAUCUAAAAGUCUUAGUCAUUGUUUGAGUCAUGAAUUAAUUUCUUCUCAAAAUAAAGAUAAUAUUUUAAUAAUAAAUCGAUUUUUAAAGAAUUUAUUAGAUAAUUGGUCUAAAUUAAGAAUCAAUUAUGUUAAUGAUUCUUUAUACUAUACGGUUGAAGAUUGUAUAUUAGGUAAGCCUGAAUUGGUUAAUAACAAAAACAAAACCAAAAUUCAAAAUUUAACUCAAUCAAAUUUACCUGAUACUUCAUAUGAUCUUAGUUAUGAAAUCACAGUAGAAGAGAAUACUCUAGAAGCAGAUGAUGAUAAUGAAGUAAGAGUUUCUGUAAAUACAACAACCAUAUUAAAUCAUAAUCUGAAAUUAUCUAAAGUAAUACCAUUAACCAAUAAUAUGACUCCAAUAAAGAAUCUUAAUCGUGAAAUACUUUCACCUUUAAUUAAUUUAAAUUUAUCACCUAAUAAAUUUAUUAAUACAACAACUACAAAAGUUAAUAAAGCACUUUCAGAUGUAUCUAAUGUAUCACUACAAUAUCCACCUCAAAAGUAUAAAUUUUCAGAUACUACUUCUAGGAAACCAUCACCACCAAGUAUGAUUUCAGCAGAUAUGUCAACUAACAAUACGAAUACAAAUACGAAUAUUAGUAAAAGACCAGUUAUUAGAGGUAGAAAAGUUAGUGAAUUAGCUAAAUUAUAUGAAGAAAGAGCAAAAGGUUUGGAACUCUUAAAGGGUUUAUAGGGAAGCAUUGAUAAAAACACAUUA
Scheffersomyces amazonensis is the source of this 1991-nucleotide messenger RNA. RefSeq names its product Ecm25p (gene ECM25). The transcript has a single exon. Gene Ontology annotation, biological process: signal transduction. NCBI's taxonomy places the organism in Eukaryota, Fungi, Ascomycota, Pichiomycetes, Serinales, Debaryomycetaceae. The record is from RefSeq and is a predicted model, not a curated record. The coding region runs from base 237 to 1967 and encodes 576 amino acids.